Messenger RNA from Anopheles marshallii, 1359 nucleotides. RefSeq names its product lachesin-like. Bases 1 to 1359 code for a protein of 452 amino acids. Lineage: Eukaryota; Metazoa; Arthropoda; Insecta; Diptera; Culicidae. Gene Ontology annotation, cellular component: neuron projection. The record is from RefSeq and is a predicted model, not a curated record. The transcript is spliced from 10 exons.
AUGGCCCCCUUUGACGGUGCGGGGGCCUUCCUGAUGAUGGCCACCCUGUUGCCGGUGAAGUUGUUGCUGUUUGGCCUGUUGGCUCACGGUGGACUCGGAAGUCCUUCGCCUUCAUCUAACACGGGCAUGGUAGCGAAUGCCGUGCUGGAAGAUCCAGAGUUUACGGAUGUCAUAGAGAACAUAACUGUGCCAGCAGGACGAAAUGUAAAGUUGGCAUGCUCGGUGAAAAAUCUCGGAUCGUACAAGGUUGCGUGGAUGCACUUCGAACAGUCAGCCAUACUGACCGUGCAUAAUCACGUCAUCACACGAAACCCGCGGAUCAGCGUCACGCACGAUAAACACGACAAGCACAAAACGUGGUUUCUCCACAUCACCAACGUCCAGGAGGAGGACAAGGGCCGGUACAUGUGUCAAAUCAAUACGGUCACGGCAAAAACACAGUUCGGCUAUCUGCAUGUCGUGGUGCCCCCGAAUAUCGAUGACUCCGUUUCAUCCAGUGAUGUGAUCGUGCGUGAAGGUGCCAACGUAACGUUGCGCUGUAAAGCAACCGGAAGUCCGCCGCCAUCGAUAAAGUGGAAGCGAGACGAUAACACAAAAAUUGCCAUCACUCGCAACAACAGUGUAGUCCUUGAAUGGGAAGGGGAUGUACUAACGCUGUCCCGAGUGUCGCGAUACGACAUGGGAGCAUACCUGUGCAUAGCAACCAACGGUGUACCGCCAAGCGUUUCGAAGCGUAUUAAAGUCAGUGUUGAUUUUCCACCGAUGCUCUGGAUACCUCAUCAACUGGUCGGCAUUCCGGUCGGUUACAACGUGACACUAGAAUGUAAUAUAGAAGCUCAUCCUACCUCACUCAACUACUGGACGCGAGAAAACGAUCAAAUGAUACACGACUCCCAGAAGUACAAAACGGAUACGAUUCCCGGCAAUCCUUCGUAUAAGUCAGUGAUGCGGUUGCACAUAGGAGAAGUGCAACAUAGUGACUACGGGAUCUAUAAAUGCAUCGCUAAGAAUCCUCGUGGAGAAACGGAUGGAAGUAUCCGACUGUACUCAUCGAGUCCUCCAACAACGAUACCCCCCUCGACCACAGAAAGUAUUACAACAACAGUACCAUCGACACGAGUUUAUGAGUCACCAUACGGUUUGUCUACGAUGACGAUAAACCAUUUUGAUAAAGGUAUUCGCUACCAGUCCGACUACAAUCAGCUGGAUCGUUCCGAGCAUAAAACCAGUGAUACGAGUCCGAAUCGUGACCGAUCGGUGGAUGAAUCUUCCGAAGUAAAUGGUGCUACAUCAUCAUUCGUCCGAUGGACAACACUUUUCGCGUUAAUCUUGCACAUGUUGCUCCUGCUUCACCAGUGA